GGGAUGUAAUUUGACUGGAAGUCGGGAAUUAUCUGUGAUUAUUUCUUCUCUUAAACGUUUUUAUUCUUCGUAACACGCGAAACCGCCACACAUAACAGCACAUAAGUUUGUGUGUGCGUGUUUUCUUUCUUUGCGUUUUUAGUGACAGAAUUCGUUGUCUUCCAAUUUUAGUGAAAAAAGAACGGCCGAAAAACUACUGAAUUUCGGAAAACAUGGAGACAAGAAGGGAAGGACCCGACUAAGACAAAGUUUCCGAACAAAUCAUUCCAGAAACGAGGGGAAUUCUCUCGCAGGAGGAAAAUAUGUGUUGCACAUCCGUCGAGUUUGGAUUUGAUUUCGUUGCGGCUUUGAAACAAAACCUUUUUGAACGGAAUUCCUGAACUGGGAACUACACCGCUGCAUAUGAGCCCGUCCCUCGCGCAAACAUCAAAGGAUUUUAAACGUUUUCUGACGGAAAAUGUUUUGUUUUUGUUUUUGGAAGUUGGACUACCUAGGGACGGAAUUACAAUGAAAGACUGGACCGUAUGACUGUUUAAAUCAAUCCUUUGAGUAAAUUUACAGAGAUUGGAGUGACCAGACACAUUCUUCUGGUGAAAAAAAAGUCCAUUCAGCGUGUUUAAGGGCCUAAAAAUAAAGUACAUUUAGUUUACCGACUUUCUUUAGUGUUACAAUACCGAUACAGUUGGUUGUGCAAUCUGUACCGCAAACCGACGUGUUUUUACAGUACUGAGAAUUCCGCGUAUGGAAUUAGCUUCACUUUAGGAAUGCCGAAUUGGAAGUAUUUCAAUGGGGGGAAAUGAUAGAAAACCGUCGAGACGUACAAAGUAACAUUUGGGACUGUAACAUUUCCACUGAAUGACUGAAGACCACUGGACUCUCUCGACAUGCAACCGCACAAUCUGUUUAAUUUCUAAGGCAACAUAUUAACAGCAGAUUGUUUCGCUGUCGUUAUUCCAGCUUCGGUUGGGAUCGACAAAUGCGACUGUAUCCACACAGGCAAAGCGGGAAAUCUGUCGGUCCGUGUAGAGGCAUUUUGGCUGUAGGCUAAUGACAGACAGACAGACAGACAGAAAGAGUUGUCUCCAUUGAUCAUCUGUGUGCAAUACGAGUGUGCAUUCAGAUUAAAGACUGCUGAAUGUGUGUUUGAGUUUAGCAUCGAUUUGCGUUUGUGCUCUCUUUAAGAGCCACUGUCAAAUGACUCAGACUACUACAACCAAGACAGACAAUCCGUGGGAAUAUCACACAUAAUCUUGUGCUUCUAUUCAAGAGGAGAAGACAUUCCUGCACAUAUACAGACGAACUGUCAAAGCGCCUCCCGCCUGUUGUUGUUGUUUAUUGUUUCUUCUUUCAAACGUAAAGGUGUUUUACCAUGGUAAAAUGCUGAUUGGAUAAGAGCUGAAGAAAAUCAAGAAAGGAAAGCCCAAUGAGCGGCACACAGUCCACGCUUGCUGAGAGGUUUCCAAAAAAAGCGAGCAGGACAGGAAGUAUUCUCAGCAAAGACCAUCCCCCAGACAAGAAGCCCAAGAGCGACAAGGCAUCAGUCCCCCCCUCGCAUGAGUUUGACCCCACAGGGCUCGUGCAGCGUUGUGUUAUCAUCCAGAAAGAUGAGAAUGGCUUUGGGCUGACAGUGAGUGGAGAUAACCCUGUGUUUGUUCAGCUAGUGAAAGAGGAUGGAGCUGCCAUGCGAGCUGGUGUUCAGACAGGCGACCGAAUCAUAAAGGUCAAUGGGACAUUAGUAACACAUUCAAAUCAUGUAGAAGUCGUAAAGCUAAUAAAAUCGGGUUCCUAUGUAGCCCUGACCGUGUUGGGGAGACCGCCGGGACUGCCUCAGAUCCCCCUGUCGGACGGUGAGGGUGAGGAGGGGCCUCUCUCCCCUGGACUCAUCGGUCCAGACCGCUCCUCUUCCUCGCCCAGCCCCUCAGAGCGCAAAUCAGCCCCUCUGUCUUUAUGGGCCAUGACGGAGGAGUACAGCAGGAUCCCCACACCUAAACUACUGAAGGAAAUCCAGGAAGCCAAGAAGCACAUUCCACAGUUCCAGGAGCAGCUCAGCAAGCCCAUUGGGACUGGACAGGACGGCUCCUUACCUCCAAGGCCAGGUGAAAGAGAACUGGAGGAUGGGGCGGGAGACUCCGAUCGGCCCCCUUCCUGGCAGGGCAGUGCUGGAACGGAGCCGUCAUGGACCAACUACACAACGAACCCUGUUACUCCUAGUCCUGUCCCAGAGAGCCCAUGCCAAAGAGAGACCCCCUGCCACAGCCCAAAGACCACACCCCAUGAUAGCCUCAACUCCUGCCCUUCACCGGACGCGGAAGACACACCUGAUCUAGACUCUCAGUCAAGUGUGGGGAGCCCCUCCUCUCGUGUGGUCCCAAAUAUCAUUGGUGCUGAGGAUGACGACUUUGACACAGAGCAGGAACAGAUGAAUGGCCUGUGUAGCUGUUUUCAGAGCAUAGACCUCCUGAAGUCUCGGCCUGCUCACCUGGCAGCUUUCAUCCAUCAUGUGGUCUCUCAGUUUGACCCUGCACCGCUGCUGUGCUACCUCUACACUGAACUCUACAAGCAGACCAGCUCCAAAGAAACACGGCGAAUCCUCAUGGAUACCUUCUUCGUGGACAAAACAGCUAGUUUGAAAGUGACAGUGCCUGAAUCCAUCAUAGCUGACUUGGAGCGGACUGCACACUCGAUUAAUGCCGAACGGAAGAGGCCCGAGCCCAUUUCAGAGGACGUCCACAGACAGUACGUUCAGCAGCUGCAGGACACACUUCUACCUGACAUCCAGAAAAAUCUAGAGGACUUUAGACACAAGCGCAGUAUGGGUCUGACGCUGGCGGAAGCAGAGCUGACCCGUCUAGACACUGAGAGAAUGAGAGACCGGGUGGCUCUGGAGAAAGAGCGAUCCUGCGCAGAGCACAUCAUUUCCAAGUUAGAGGACGUACUAUUGACGUCACAGCCCACAGAGGAAGAUAAGUGUAGCACCAUGCAGUUUGUGAUACUGUCGUAUAUGAAGCAGUUGGGUGUUAAAGUGAAGGAGUCUCGAGGGCUGGAGCACAAGCCCAAACUAAUGAACCUUUUCCCUAAGAUAAAGAAGAGUAUAAAGCCUGAAAAAGAUGGAAGUGAGGAGAAAUCCAAGAAACCACGAUUUUCUGGUGUCUUCCCUCCAAGACGGCCGAGCGGGAUUAAUGCUUCAUCACUCAGCAAGGCUCUGGAGUUGAGACAGCGCCCACAGAAGCCUCAACUGCCAUUGGGUGUGGGGGAGCAGGCAGAAGGGUCGUCUCCUCCGGUAAGGGGCAGUCAGUCCAGUGAAGGCUCAGAUGGUACUGCUGCCCUGGUCACAUCACCUCCUCACAGUGCACCAGCUGCACAGAGCUCCGACAGCAUCAGCCGAGACUCUGACGCUGGUGGAGUUCCCUCUUCAGCACUGUCCAGACUAGGAGAGGGUGCUGUCCCAGGAGACCUGCAAGACUCGUCAUCUUCAAACACUCACUUUGACUUCAGCCCUUGUACCCUGGAACAUCUGCAGGAGGAGGAGCCUGAGACAGACAAGACGCAGGACACAGGAACCCCCAGGCCUGACCGGAGAAUGGAGCCGCUGGGCUCUGGAGAUGUUCAAAGUGAAGAUGAUCAGGUAGCUGAGGUGGAGCUGGAGCAUCCUCACUGGCAGACACUGGUGAGCAGAGACGUGUUGGCCACACUCACCCCUCAGGAAAUCAAAAGACAGGAAGUCAUGAAUGAGUUGUUCUAUACUGAGAGAGCACAUGUGAGGAUGCUGAGGGUUCUGGACACUGUGUUUUACCAGCCGCUGAGCAGAGAGACCAUCCUGCCUCCUGCAGACAUCAAAAACAUCUUCACCAAUCUCGACGAGAUCCUUCAGCUGCACAUGUCCUUAAUGGAACAAAUGACAACCAUUCGGAAAAAGAACGAGACGGUGGUAAUUGACUCAAUAGGAGAUGAUCUGCUGUCCUGGUUCAGUGGGGAAGAGGAAGAGAAGAUCAAGAGAGCAGCAGGCACAUACUGCAGUAAUCAGCCUUUCGCCCUGGAACUCAUCAAGAGCAAACAGAAGAAAGACCAGCGCUUCAACUCUUUCAUACAGGAGGCGGAGAGUAACCGGAAUUGCCGCAGGCUGCAGUUGAAGGACAUUAUUCCUGUGGAGACACAGAGGCUCACAAAGUAUCCUCUUCUGCUGGAGAACAUCGCCAAAUACACUGAGGACCCAGAGGAGAGAAGUAAAGUGAAACGGGCUGGUGAGUGCUGCAGAAAGAUCCUCACUCACGUCAACCAGGAGGUGAAAGAAGCAGAGAACAAACAGAGGUUAGAAGACUACCAGAGACGACUGGACCUGUCCUCACUGAAGCAGAGUGAGAAUCCCAUGAUUGCUGAAUUUAAGAUUUUGGACUUGACUAAGAGGAAAAUGGUGCAUGAAGGACCCUUAUCCUGGAAAGUCAACAAAGACAAAACUAUUGAGCUGUACACACUGCUGCUGGAGGAUAUCUUGGUGCUACUUCAGCGGCAGGAUGAGAAGUUGAUCUUAAAAUGUCACAGUAAGAAUCUGGCUGGAACCGCAGAGACCAAACACAUCUUCAGCCCCAUCAUCAAACUUAGCACAGUGAUGGUGCGCUCAGUCGCCACCGACAACAGGUCAUUCUUUGUGAUCUCUAUGUCUGAUAAUGGAGCCCAGAUCUACGAGUUAAUGGCCCAGACUGUAUCUGAGCAGAGGACGUGGCAGUGUCUAAUUACACAAAGAGCAGACUGCAUGAAGACCAAACUACACAACAUCAUUCCAUUACCUCAGACUGAUGGGGAACGUGAAGAGGUUGAGUUGUUGAACUCUGGUGUUCAGAAGCUUAAAGACUCUGAGCCCAUUUCCUUAAGGAGCAUUCAGUCCCCAGAGAAAGAUGACACCGAGGUCAUGCAAAACCCACCAAUUAGCACCAACCCGUUUGAGACCAAAUCAGAUGAGGAAGAAGAGGAGGAAGAAAGCUCACUACAGGAUCAAGGUGAAGAUGAUGAAGCAUUCUUAGUGGCUGAUCUGACUGAGAGACUGACAUUCCUGAAGCAGCGCUCGAGGCAGGGCAUCGCCAUAGAUGAGGACGAGGCCGAAGCCUUUGAGCUCCAGCCGCUAAGAGCGGAUGAAGCUCUCAGAACAUUGGCAGCACUGAGACAGCUCCUGAUCAACCACGUGUCUAGUCAGGAGGACACAGACAGAGACACUGAGAGAGAAGAGCAUCAGCAGGAGCAUGUGCAGAGGACGACCUUUCAGCAGGGGACACAGGACAGCGCUGUGAUUGGGUCCUCUGUUGAGAACGGCACUGAGAGGACAGAAAGAGGCGAGACAAGAGGAGGGAACACACAGGAACUGCCCUCUGGAGACACAGGCUUCUUUGAGACGCCUGAAGAUUGUGUCUCAGCAGGCAGUUAUAUGGUGCUGGAGGGUUACGGAUGCUCGGGUGAGAGCAGCACAGAUGAUGAUGUACAGGGCAGCAGCGGGGAGCCAGUGGCUGGUAGAGACUCGGGCAUUGACUUGAAGAAGCUCCUCUCUUCCUCGUCCCAGAGCAGUGGAGGACCAAACCUUAACAGACAGAUCAUGACUCACAUACGUCUACUACAGGUCAACCUGCAACACCUGAAGGAUAUAGAGAUCAAGUAUAAUCAACUACGCCAAAGGCUAUCAGAGGAAAAAGCUACAGACACAGAGGGAAACAAAGAUGAAAGUUAGUGAAGUGGGGCUCUCUCUCUCACAUCUGUUUAUUCAGACCAGAGAAGACACAGAGACACUGAUAAUUCUGUUCAUCAGCCUGCUCUUGCAAAGUCCUUAUACAAUGAUAAUGCUGUACAACAGCCGUGCACAGACAGAGACAGAAUGAACAGGAGAUCUUGAGUUUCCAUUCGCACACUCACAAUACAGGACGGAUCAAGUCACUCUCCAAAUCUCUGUCCAUCUGCGUACCAGCAGAUAAAAUCAUGGUACUCUGACAGUGAUGGCCAUGUAAGCAAAAGUCACUGCCUCUCACUCAACCACAUGCAUCAUUCCUUCAGAAAGCCUCCUUGUAGCCCAAUAAACCACAUUUUUCUUGAACAUUGGACGAAACAAAAUGUCAUCUCCCCCAAGAUAUCCUUUCUACUUAUUUGUGGUAUUAAGAUUCUGCAUGCAAACAGGGAUGUUCAUGGAUGUGCUGCACUGCCUGCUUGUUCUGACUGGAUGAGAUUAGAGUCAAUAUUAGCCAGCGAAAAUACAGCAUGAGUGUCACAAGAUUUAUUUUAUUGAGCUAUCUUUGCAGAUCUUUGUCCUAACCUUGUCUCAAGUGAAUUAGACGAAUCAUCCACAGCAUGUUUGUUUAUAAGGAUGGCAGAGCAGAUCGUUCAAAAUGGUAUGCAGUAUGUGCGAUUGAAAUAUUUAGACAGCGAGUGGUGUUUUGAUUGAAGCACUGCAAGUUGAUGUAUGGAGAAUAUUAAUUUAAUCAUCAUGAGCGUUCUUAAAAUCAAACAUCUCUUAGGGGAGAGCCCAGAGGCUUGACUGAUCUUGCUGCUCUAAAAUAUGAUGAGUAAAAUGCUGUCUGGCAACGAAGGCACGUGAAAUCCAAACUCGGCGUGACGCUAGUAUCUAAUAUCGUGACAACAUAAGGAGUCUGAGGAUGGGCUGAUGAUUGUUGUGCUACUCAUUCCUCCUCAAUUAAUAAACCACAUUCUAUUUAAUUGAAGCUACUGAAAGAGUUUUCUCUGGCUUAUGGCCGUGAGAAAACCGGACCUUUCCUUAUGUCAUCGGGUUGGGCUCGACCCGACCUGUCUUAUGGUUUUUAUUGGUUUUGAGAAUGAAGGUAAAUAGAAAGAAGCUUCAAUGCAGGAACUUGAUAAAGACCCUUGGUGGUCCAUUUUAAAUGUAAUGUAUUGUACAAUUGUGACCAACACUGCAUCUCUUACAGAGACGGGAUUUUGUUUGAUUUUUUUCUUCUUUUGUUUUCUAAAGCAUUCAGUCAUGUAUUAUUUUAACAGAAACUACUAAAAAGAAGAAAAAUGUAAUCCUUUAAUAUUAAUGUAAUCUGUAUUAUUAUCUGUCUAGAUGUUUGAGGUAUUUUAUUAUGGAGCAUUAUUAAUAUGGUCUUGGCUUUCUAUUGAGAACAUGAAUAGCUCUGAAUA
Myxocyprinus asiaticus (Chinese sucker) is the source of this 7131-nucleotide messenger RNA. Its product is annotated as rho guanine nucleotide exchange factor 12-like. Gene Ontology annotation, molecular function: G protein-coupled receptor binding; guanyl-nucleotide exchange factor activity. Bases 1424 to 5713 code for a protein of 1429 amino acids. Gene Ontology annotation, biological process: G protein-coupled receptor signaling pathway. Gene Ontology annotation, cellular component: cytoplasm. The transcript has 39 exons. NCBI's taxonomy places the organism in Eukaryota, Metazoa, Chordata, Actinopteri, Cypriniformes, Catostomidae. The record is from RefSeq and is a predicted model, not a curated record.